CCCAGAGCCAUCAAAGAAGGCACAGCAAUGGUGCUGAGCUGUGAGUGAUCGCCGCUUUAAUGAUGAGAUUGACAAACUGACAGGAUACAAGACGAAGUCACUCUUGUGCAUGCCCAUAAGAAACAGUGAUGGAGAGAUUAUCGGUGUUGCCCAAGCAAUAAACAAGACCCCUGGAGGUGCCCCUUUUUCUGAUGAUGAUGAAAAAGUGAUGCAGAUGUAUCUUCCAUUCUGUGGAAUUGCCAUAUCCAAUGCCCAGCUAUUUGCAGCUUCAAGGAAGGAGUAUGACAGAAGCAGGGCUUUAUUGGAAGUAGUGAAUGACCUCUUUGAGGAACAGACUGACUUAGAGAAAAUUGUCAAAAAGAUUAUGCAUCGGGCUCAGACUCUGCUGAAGUGUGAACGGUGCUCAGUAUUACUUCUGGAAGAUAUUGAAUCACCAGUGGUGAAAUUUACAAAAUCUUUUGAGUUGUUGUCUCCAAAAUGCAGUGCUGAUACUGACAACAGUUUCAAAGACAGCGUGGAGAAAUCAUCAUCUUAUUCUGACUGGCUAAUAAAUAAUAGCAUUGCUGAACUCGUGGCUUCCACGGGUCUCCCGGUGAACAUCAGUGAUGCCUAUCAGGACCCUCGCUUUGACGCUGAAGCUGACCAGAUUUCUGGCUUUCAUAUACGGUCUGUUCUGUGUGUUCCUAUAUGGAAUAGCAACCACCAAAUAAUUGGUGUAGCUCAAGUGUUGAACAGGCUUGAUGGGAAACCCUUUGACGAUGCUGACCAGCGACUCUUUGAAGCUUUUGUUAUUUUUUGUGGCCUGGGCAUCAACAACACAAUUAUGUAUGACCAAGUGAAGAAAUCCUGGGCAAAACAGUCUGUGGCUCUUGACGUGUUAUCUUAUCAUGCAACAUGUUCGAAGGCAGAAGUUGAUAAAUUUAAGGCUGCAAACAUCCCUCUGGUGUCAGAGCUUGGCAUUGAUGAUAUCCAUUUUGAUGACUUCUCACUUGAUGUGGAUGCCAUGAUUACUGCAGCCCUGCGGAUGUUCAUGGAACUUGGAAUGGUUCAGAAAUUUAAAAUUGACUAUGAGACACUGUGUAGGUGGCUUUUGACAGUUAGGAAGAAUUAUCGAAUGGUUUUGUAUCAUAACUGGAGGCAUGCUUUCAACGUCUGCCAGCUAAUGUUUGCCAUGUUAACUACUGCAGGAUUUCAGGAGAUUCUAACUGAAAUUGAAAUUUUAGCUUUGAUUGUGGGAUGCUUAUGUCACGACCUUGAUCACAGGGGAACCAACAAUGCCUUCCAAGCCAAGAGUGGAUCAGCCUUAGCUCAGCUCUACGGCACCUCUGCUACCUUGGAGCACCACCAUUUCAAUCAUGCUGUCAUGAUUCUCCAAAGUGAGGGUCACAACAUCUUUGCUAACUUGUCCUCUAAGGACUACAGUGACCUUAUGCAGCUUCUAAAGCAAUCGAUAUUGGCAACAGACCUCACUCUGUAUUUUGAGAGAAGGACCGAGUUUUUUGAACUUGUCAGUAAAGGUGGUUAUGAUUGGAAUAUAAAAAACCACCGAGAAAUAUUUCGAUCAAUGCUAAUGACAGCCUGUGACCUUGGAGCUGUGACCAAACCGUGGGAGAUUUCAAGACAGGCAGCUGAGCUGGUAACCAGUGAGUUCUUUGAACAAGGGGACAGAGAAAGAUCUGAACUCAAACUCACCCCUUCAGCCAUUUUUGAUCGGAACAGGAAAGAUGAACUACCCAGGUUGCAGCUCGAGUGGAUUGAUAGCAUCUGCAUGCCACUGUAUGAGUGUCUAGUGAAGUUGAAUGUGAAACUGAAGCCUAUGCUGGACUCUGUGGCAGUAAAUAGAGGUAAAUGGGAGGAGCUGCACCAAAAAAGACUUCCUACUCAGGCGGCAUCCUCAUCAUCCUUUUCCUCUAGCUUUCCUAUGUCGCUCAAAGACAUAAAUUAAGCCUGCAAAUGUCAGUGUCGCUUUACGAUAAGAGCUGUCUGAAAGGUUUUCGUAAGCUUAGGCCCACCAUUUUUUUUAAGAAAUGCUUUCACAGACAUGCUUAAUUGAGUGGAUAUUAUCUUGAUGGCGGCAUAGUUUGCUUUUACUGGGAGGCUUAGUGGGACUGAAAGGAAGGCCUGCGGUGAGACUGCGCUGAUAUCUGGAGCGACACAGAAGACUUAGCACGAGAAGUAUUCAUUCAGCUCCACUACAUUUCAACUGCUGCUGUAAAAAUCUGUAAAGCUGACAACAGACUGAAAUAUAAGAACUUACAGCUUAAUAAAAUUAAUAAUACAGAGCAGAACUGGGAUGCAAGCUGGUCAAUUCAUAUUCAAGGAGCUGCAGGAAAACAGAAUAGUAUGUAAUUACAUUGUUGUUUUGCAUCUCUUCACUACAUGUUAUGAAUCAAUUAUGCCUGCUUUUGUGAUGUUCCUCUCUCACUCUUCCCUCCUCUUUUAUGCCUGAAUGUUCUGAAAAGCCUGCUUUGUAUUCUAAAGAAGUAUUUUUUUACAACAAAGCUUCUUAGUGAUUGAUCAGGGCCUUUAGAAUUGCCUACCUUUGCUACAUUUAAAAACAAACUUUAUUAUCUUUAAAAACACCAACCUGUCCCUGCUUCCCUGAGAAAUUUGUAUUAACAAUGCAGUAAAUUUCUCAGCAAGGGGAAGUUUGCGUAAAGGCAAAAUAUUGCAUGGUAAUUUUAGAGUUGGGUUUUUUUUUUUCUUUUAAAAAAUGCUCUUUUAACACAUUCAAUUUUUUUAAAAUUUCAGUGUCCCCUAAGGAAAAGUUUAAUGGCUUUAAUGAAAAUAGAAUACAAAUAAAAAAGAAAAUCUGUUGCUUUGUGCUUCAGGUUUAUAUUACAGUGAAAAGUGGACUAUGGAUAAGCCUUUCCAGUAUAAUUUCCAGUUGUAAUUAAUAUUUUGAAAUGGUGGAGAGGAAGAAUAUCAUCAUACUGGACUGACUACCUCUUACUUCUCUUGCAGUUCUUUCAGUACAAUUUGAGAUGCUACCAUUACAGCCACCACAGCACUAGUCAAGGCUCACAUGUCUGUGGUAAAGGCGUUCAUAAAAAUCUAAUCAAACAUGAUAGGUCACAAACCCAAACAUGUCUACAUGUCUAGUUCUUUGUGAUGACAGUACUGUUACCUGAAAGUUGGUCUCUUUCCAUUAGUGCAAAGAUCACUAGUGUAGCAAAACUGUGAUCUAUGAUUUGAGGGUGCUUUCUCUGCUGCAUGACCGGACACAAGAGGAGUCAUGUUGCAGCGCUUACAAGUUCCCAUUCAUAGGCUUUUUUUGCCUUUGUACUCCAUGAAAAAUGGGAUUCUAAAUAUAGGGUUGUCUGGCAGCAGAAAUUAAAGCUGAAUUCAGCUUAGUUUUACACCUGUGCCAAACUCCAUUUACUUCAGUGGAAUUACCUUGAACUGGCACCAGUUUAAUGGAAAUCAGAACCUAGCCCAGCUGACCAGAUGCUAAAAAGAGCUUUCCUCCCUUCUAAGGAAAGUGAGUCGUUAGCGCCUUUGAAAAGCUGACUACAUCUGUCUGACAAUCAAACAGAAACAACAAAUCUGCUGAUCACUUCUUAAAAAAAAAAACGCAACAAAACAAAAACCCUCUGUGCUAUAAUCAUGUGUAUAGGAGAAGAGCUGGAAAUUUCAGUACCAUUGCAAGCCAUUCUGUUAGUAUGCAACCGAACCACAUCACUUUCUCUAGCAGAAAGAAGCAGGGAAGAGCAGCAAUGCAGACUGCACAGCAGUGAAUACAUGCACCAAAUGGAAAUGUUUCUGCUAUUAUUUUACCACUUCUUUCUUCCCUGAAUAAAGACAGAUGCAGGAUAGUAAGCAGCAAGCCACGCAAAACUUACAUGAUAUACUUUAUGGGAGAAACAGGUAUUAGGAACUGACAUAGUACUGCUGGCAGGUACACACAGCUUUCCUGAAUUUUGAUAUUGCAUAUUGCUAAGUAUAACGUAAUUUAUAGCGCAUACCCUACAGCUUCCCCCAAGGUUGAGUCUUCCCUCUUUUCCUCUCCUUUUUAUUGGCUUCAGUGCGCUGUUGCCCAUGGCAACACCCACCGGCAGGGACGGGGAUUCAGCACCACCGCAACCUGACAUACAGCUGAAGCUCUAACAAUGUCAACCAUCAAUCAAGUGACUGUUUGUAAUUGCCUCCAUCUAUUUCUCCUGUCUUUCUGUAUCUUUGCUUUUGUGGGUCAAAAUUCAGAAAGUGCUGACUAAUGUUAUGGUUCUGUUCCUCCAUCACAAGGAAGAAAAUGAGAGAGCAUGGCUAGAUCUUUAUCAAAUUGUUCUCAGGCAAAAUGAAGCAACCCUCCUGAAACCAGGGGGGCACAGUAGUGCAUCUCAGAACAGCAUUUGGUCUCUGAAAGUGAUAUAGCUCAACCUUAAACAAACAAACAAACAAACAAAUAAAAAUCUUACACUUUUUUAACAUUUAGCUUAGGAAUCAGCAAAAGACUUGCAUUUUUGAGAAAAAGAAGAUUCUUUGUGGAAGCAUGCAGUACAGUAAAGAAACAUAUUCCAAGCUUCUCAUAUUUAAAAUGGUGGAAAACAGUUUUUAGCUAGUGCUUACAAGGUUGAUAGACAGAAAUUGUAUCUGCUUUUCAUUAUUUCUGAUGAGGAAGCAUUUUCCCAGUACUUAAGUCAGUUUUGCCAGACUCUUCCAAGAUGCGCACAGGAGAGAUGACUGUGUGUAUGUUAUUAAAUGGGCAUUCUCCCUCUUUAAAUUGUUUCCCUGCCCACUGCACAAGGAGAGAUCAAAACCCAUUGAAAUCACCUUAGUUCUGUGAGCAUGUAUAAAAUACACGUCUACAAGAGACAAGGACAAAUUAGAGGGCAUGUGGAGAAGAGGACAGAGAACCCACUGUUACCCAGGACAUUGAUAGUAAAGCGCUGCUUGGCCUUUCCCUGGAGAGGCCAAACUCAUCUGGUCUGCCUCAGCAACAGAAAAGUCAUCACUUGUUUUCCUUAGUUGUCAGUGGAAAUUUGGCCUUGAAUGAGGGCUGUAGCAUUUAUAAUUCCAGUGCUAAAAUGUGCUGAGCACAUCCAUAGGGUCACAGGGGUUUGAUUCUCCCCCAAAGGCUCUUCAGGCUGGUUCAACAGCAAUGCCUUUUUUCUAGGUGUCCUACUGACUAGUACUAACCACGUCCUGAAUUCAGGCAGGUUUCUUGUCUCAUGAAUUACAGGCCAUGAGGUCUCACAGGAGCUAGCCAGCAGCCCUCACUUCAUCAGCAGAAAAUGCUCAGGAGAAGACCACAGUCUUCAUCCCCAUCCUCAGAGAUAGUUCAGGCUACACAAUAAUUCUACUCAGGAUUCCCACCUGUAAGACUGCUUACCAAAAUCAACCUUUCCUCACCAAAACAACAA
Molecule: messenger RNA, 5360 nt
Organism: Athene cunicularia (burrowing owl)
Lineage: Eukaryota; Metazoa; Chordata; Aves; Strigiformes; Strigidae
Gene: PDE11A
Product: phosphodiesterase 11A
Exons: 20
Coding region: 110-1945 (611 amino acids)
Biological process (GO): signal transduction
Molecular function (GO): protein binding; 3',5'-cyclic-nucleotide phosphodiesterase activity
Source: RefSeq, a predicted model, not a curated record